Pochonia chlamydosporia 170 is the source of this 1581-nucleotide messenger RNA. Its product is annotated as beta-lactamase family protein. The record is from RefSeq and is a predicted model, not a curated record. The transcript is spliced from 2 exons. Lineage: Eukaryota; Fungi; Ascomycota; Sordariomycetes; Hypocreales; Clavicipitaceae. The coding region runs from base 1 to 1581 and encodes 526 amino acids.
AUGGAGUUCUUCAACUCUCCCUCCUUCUCCUCUCACGCAGAGGAGCUCAUAAAAAAGUAUCAUGUGCCUGGCUUGGCCAUUGCCAUCUCCCACAAGGACAGCACCGCCUCCAAGGCUUUUGGCGUGGCCUCGUUCGAGCCAUUGAAACCAAUGACUACCGACACUCUCUUUGACAUUGCAUCUGCAUCCAAAUCUCUCACCGCUGCAUCAGUCGCCCUACUAGUCCAUGAUGAAAAGUAUCCUGAUGUGCAGUAUGAGGCUGAAAUGACCCAGCUACUUCCAGAUGACUUUGUAAUGCCCGGUGAAGGCUACGAAGGUGUGACACUGGAGGACACAUUGAGUCACCGCACCGGGUUGGCAUCUAAUGAUAAUUCAUACCUUGGGCCUCGGUCCAAAAAUACGGAUACGGCGAAGUCCGUAACCCGUAACAUUCGAAAUCUCGAAACUGCGGCCCCAAUUCGUUCCAAGUUCAUUUACUGCAACAUGAUGUUCACUGUGGCAACACAUCUCGUAGAGCAAAAGACCGGGCUCAGUUUUGCCGAUUUUGUUGAUCAACGAUUUUUCCAACCGCUCGACAUGACUUCUACCAACUUACAGCCAGAACGUGCGCGAGCAAAGGGACUUGGAGACCGUUUAACGCCUGGACACUGGUGGGAUAAAAGGGCCGAAAAGUACUCAACUUUUACUACGCCAGAUGCACCUGAGGCACAAGGAGCCGGCUCGGUGGUAACUAGUGUUGAUGACUACCUGAAAUAUGUCAAGGCUCUGAUGAACAAAGAGGCACCGUUUACGGAGGAGAUUUACAACGGAAUCAUACGACCACGUAUAAUCGUUAGCCCUGGUGAGAAAUUGAAACCAUUCUCAGCUCCGAUUUUAUACGCAGCUGGCUGGGAAGUCCAUCACUAUCGAGGCUACAUGAUCAUUACCCAUGAUGGCUGCAUAUCCGGCUCAUCCACCAGUCAUUUCUUCGUGCCCGAUCUUAAAUUCGCGGGAACCAUGUUUGGUAACUGCGACAAUGCCUCGUUUGUUGCCGAAAUCUUGAUGCAAGAGCUGCUCGACGACAUAUUGGGCCUGUCUCAGGAAGAGAGACCCAACUGGGACAAGGUUCUCUACGAACUGUAUAGGGAGAAAAAGUACGAAGACUAUGGCACGGACGCUGAGAUUGACAGCGAAGCAAAGAAUUUGGAGGAGGAACGGCAAAAGAUUUGUCCUGGAAUCAAAGAGUCUGAACCUCAAAAGAUGCCGCUGAGUGCGUAUACCGGUAGUUAUUACAACCCGGGCUGGCGAGGUCUCAAUGUGGUGAUUAAGGAUGGUCAUUUGUUUGUUGACUGCACGGAUCGAUCUUACGUCUUCAAUCUGACAUUCCAUCACGUAUGCGAGCAGACCAAAUAUAUUGCUUUGUAUAGGGAAGUGAGCCAAGGGCCAAACUACCCGAUGAGGGCUGAGUUUAGGUUUCAAAAUGAUGUUGCGGUUAAACUUGGGAUUAUGUUCGAUGAGGAUCUGGAAGACCAUAUUUGGUUCGAUAGAGUGGGCUCGGAAGAGUCUCAAGAUAUGGCUGCGCGUUCUGCAAAGGCGGAAUGA